Alosa alosa (allis shad) is the source of this 4484-nucleotide messenger RNA. It is a transcript of the gene wdr27, whose product is annotated as WD repeat domain 27. The record is from RefSeq and is a predicted model, not a curated record. Gene Ontology annotation, molecular function: protein binding. The coding region runs from base 556 to 3021 and encodes 821 amino acids. The transcript has 24 exons. Lineage: Eukaryota; Metazoa; Chordata; Actinopteri; Clupeiformes; Clupeidae.
ACCGCGUGGUGCUGCCAAACGUCCACGUACAGUCUAUGGUCACAACCUUCUUUAUACAGUCGCUUAAGUGUCUGUUCUAUCUUUGCACUGCAUAAUGGAUAUGCCGUGAAUGAUUGUGGGGGAACGUGACACCUGUCAUAUCAUGUCUGCAAAGAACGAGAGAUACGUGGACAUUGCUUUGCGGAAUUAGUUAACUCAUGCUAACUGACUGACUGAGGCCUGUCAUCAUCGCUAUCCAGCUACCGUAGGCGAAUUAUUUAACGUCAGCUAGCCACUUUACAAGGUUACGUGAUAUUGUAUCGUUGCAUAUCUGAAACACUCAGCUAAAGUUAACUUGUUGCUAUGUAGGCCAUAAUGUUGCAGCAUCCAGGUUAGCCUACUAACUUCAGGGGUGGGGUAGGCCAGGCCAGGCCUACCUUUGACUAAGGUCAUUCGUUGUUAACUUGUAAGUGUGGAGUGUUCUGGACAUUCUAUGCAAACACGCGGUGACCCGUCUGUUAUAAUACAGUAUGCACAGGACGUCAUUUGUAUUAGCUUUAUAGAAGACUUGGAGGCAUGGAUGGCAGGAAGGGCACUGAAGAAGACGGCGCCAUAAGAGAAAUAUUUUCUAUGGCCUGUGAUAAACUUUUGACUUAUACGCAGCUUGAUUGCUGUUCCUCGCAUAGUGCUCUUCCAUGGCAGGGUAAAAACUUGAUGAUACACAGCAUUACAGAUCCUUCCCAGAAACCUUUGCAUCUUACUGGUCAUCAUGGCAAUGUAUCCGCUAUUUCGUUUGGGAAGAACAGAGACCCCCUUAUGCUUUGCUCUGCCUCCGAAGAUUAUGUGAUAGCCUGGGAUGUUGCACGUUGCUACAGAAAAGCAAGAGAGGGUGCAAUUGUCUCAGGUACAGUUAUUGGAACACUUCUUGGUAAAGUAGUGCAUCUUUCCUUCUGCUCUUUGGAUAAGAAGGUAUCAGUUUGCGCAGGCUCCAAAAUUUAUAUUCUGAAUUCCAAGAAGGAAGAAGUCCUUGCUGUGUUAAAGGGCCACCUAGGGCCUGUGACAGCAUCAGUGUUUUUCCCAUGGGACACAAACAUUCUUGUCUCCACUUCAGAAGACAGAACAUUUAAGGUCUGGGAUUUGGCAAAAGAGGAGAUACUUUAUCAAUCUGCUGUACUCUCAGGUUGCCCACUGUUAAGUGUUUAUGUCACUGAGGACAGUAAGCAACUGAUCACUGGAUCUUCUGAUGGACAGGUUUGGCAUCACACUGUCCUGGAUGAUUACAAAUGUCGCUUGGUAACGAAACUGGAUUUACAUAACAUAGAACAAAAACAGAGGAGGAUUCAGGAGAGCCAAGCACAACAGACAGCAGGGAUAUCAGCAACUACAGGGGAUGGUGUGAUAGUUGAAACAGUAAAGCCAGUUUUGGGAAUCUUCACAUUUAAGCCUUAUUCAAGACACACAGAGGAGAGAGACGGUGGCUGUUUGUGGAUAGGCAGCUCUGAUGGCUUGUACCUAGUGAACUUGGCUUCUUCAGAGCUCCUCAUGGCCUUCCACUUUAAAGGUUUCCCAUAUUAUCCCGACCUUAGCAUCACCUUGGCUGGAUCCUUGGCUGUCACCCAGACAGACUGUAAUAUACACUGUGUGGUGACUUCUCUGUUUGAGCCACGCAUGGCACUGUGGGACAUCAGGCUUCCAGGGCAGCUGGAUGGUCUCUGCUCCCAGCUUGAGAAGGCCUUCCCUGGGCAGGAGCUUUCAGUGGUGCCCAGCUUCCCACCGAUGCCCACUUCCCCUCUGAACGCUGAGCUUACAAGAAGAGACCCCAACCCCCCCAAGAAAGCAGGCCCUGGCAAGCCAGGUGGUGUGAAGGACCAAUCAGUUGUGUUUCACACACAGGUGAAAUCAUCUGGAUAUGCAGUGUGCUCUCAGAGAAAAAUGUUUACACCCAAAACCAACAUUCAGAAGAAAACCCAAAGGCCUACUAAGACAACCAAAAAGAUUGAUGGUCUCCUCCGUGAGUACCCAUCAGGCCUGGCUGCUCCCUCAGCUCAGCACACGCUUCUGAGUGCCUCUCCAACACACACACCAGUCUUUUGUCUACAGUACUCAGGAAAUGGAAAGCAGGUCCUGUGUGGUCUUGGAGACUCAUCAGUGUUAUUGUACAAGUGUUCCCUCUCAGGCAGCCCAUCUGUCUACACAGGUCACAACAAGGCAGUGAGCAGCGUUUGCUGGAGUCACAGCUGCGGCUGGUUCCUGAGUGCAUCAGAGGACCAGAGCCUCCGCAUAUGGGCUGCUGGAAGCAAAGAGCCCACCCUUAUCAUGGGAAGGGACCGCUUUUCCAAACCUGUCCGAAGUGCGCAGUUUUACUACCUGGACAAGUUUCUGCUGCUGGCCUCGGGCUCCUCUGUGCACCUCUUCCUCUCUCACCUAGACCCCACUCGUGAUGACAUCAAGAGGUAUGAGCAGAAAAGCUUCUCCAGACUGGUUAGAAGUUUCAGCACAAAGUCAGGAACUGACAUCACUGCCAUGUCAGCCAUCAAUGACUUUUUCUCCUACAUUGUGCUGUCGUGCGGCGCUGACCGAUCGAUACAGGUGUUUGAUUUGAACGUGGGCAGUGUUGCCAUGGAAAUCCCAGAGAGCCACAGCAGAGCUGCCCAUCACAUCACACAGAACAAGGGCUCCAUGUACUGCAGUCAGAGCCAGGACUCCUACAACCUUUUUCUAACGAGUGCAAUCACAGAUGGCAUGAAGCUGUGGGACCUGCGCACAUCAAGGUGUGUUCGCAAGUAUGAGGGCCAUGUGAAUCGCUGCCAUCAGUGCACAGCGGCGUUCUCUCCUUGUGGCCGCUUCAUCGCUACUGGGUCUGAGGACAACUGUGCAUAUGUCUAUGACAUCCGAAGCAGCAGCUACCUCUACAAACUUCAGAGACACACAGACACUGUCCUAAAUGUUUCCUUCAAUCCAGCCACACCUGAGCUCCUGACAGGCACCCUGGAUGGGAAGCUCGGGCUGUUUCGCCCAGGAGAGAGGGCCUCUCUCCCCUGACGAGAGCGAUGCCAUUCCCCGGGAGUGCCGCGUCCUCAAGGCCCGCUGAGGCCCCCUGAGCCAUGCAGGUUUAAUUGCUCACGCCAUGUGGUGAAGGCCUGAGAAGAGAGACUACAGGGGGGUUACACCGUGGGCCACAGCCGGAGCAGGAGUGCCUCACAGCAACUCUGACACAAGGCCCAUGACUUCACCCACUCCACUGACAGGACUGCAUGGCCUAACACAUGCAGAAGGGCUUUAUGUAACAUCUAGGCACAUCACAAAGGGCAACAGCUUCAAAACACUGAACAUAUGUACUGACUCUGUUCCUCAGUGUAUGUUGUUUAGGCCUGCACUUAAUUGACAGUUUUGUACUGUAUAGUUGAUAUGAGUAGUUUGGCCUUGUGUCUUUGUACAUUAGUUGAAAAUGCUGUCCCUUAAAAUGUGUAAACUAUGGCUACUAUGGCUAUAAUAAAUAUGUUGCAAAGCUGAGAAACAAUGCAAUUACUCUUUUAAAAAUAGCUUCCAUCAGCAGAAGCAGUGUGAAGCUACUGUUUAGCCCAAAGCAUGUUUAUUUUCUGUGCCUAAGUGUAUUAUCAAGUAAACGUUAUAGACCAGAGAAUAUGUCUAGGGCUGUGUUAGGGGCCUCUUUAAUGUCAGAGAGUGGCGAUUUAGAAUAGGGGUAAUUAAGUCUGCCGUAUGAGAGCCAGCUGUGGUGUGAGGCAAGAGAAGACUGAUGGAGGGGUUGGGACAAGACAGGGUGGUGCUUGCAGACUUCCCACUCCCUCAUGUGAGAUCAUUACACCCCCACGCCCAUGAUGAAGGUUUAAAAAUAUUCCCCUUCCAUUCGGUUUUUUGGGCCUGAUGCCACACCAAAGGAGUCCAUAUCAUAAACUCAUACUUGGCAGAGGAUGGUUUGGGUUUAACAUCUGAGAGGGCAUAUCAGUGACUUUGUUCCAAUGGCUACAUACUGUAUCCCUCCCGCAGGUUGAGAAUGAGCACCAUCUGUCUUAGAGGAGCACCAGUGAUGGGGGUUCUUCAUCUGUGUACUCUUGUAUGGGUAUAGCAUACAUUCUGUACUGUAUGUUCAUCAUGCGUUUAGUCUUAAAUAUAUGAGUAAUGUCUGUCUCUGUCCUUUGAUGUGCACAAGCUGGCUAACUGUAAGUGGUUUUGGUUAAGACAUUACCUUUUGGAACAUACUGUCUGUACAAGUGUACAAGCGACCAAAAGUUGGUUAUGAUGAUAAAUGGGGUUCCUCACAAUGUAAGCAAAACACAUUGCUGCUUAUAUUGCUGUAAUGUUGCUGAUUAUAAUGCUGUAAUGUUGUCUCGGUAAGGGAAAGGCAUAAGUUAAGUACACCUGCUUUGACACAGAUGGCCAUUGAUGAAUGUUUUUUCCAGAUAUUAUUUGAAGGGCUGUUUUUUGUGAGCGCUCAUAUCAGAGUAUUUCAAAUUGUUUUGUUGUAAUAUGUCUGAUAUUUUCCU